UAUGCAUUAACUGUUCCUUAUCAUGAAAUGUGUGCAGUUAAGGAUGUGAUAAAGAAUCAUGUUACUUUGAAAUACGUUUUGGUGGCUGCUCCGAUUAAUCACUGGCAUAAAAUAAUCGUCUGUACGGACUGCAAACGUACAGAAACCUGUCAACGCGUGGGAACUUCAAAAGGUCCAGCGACUGCAAUCGUUAGUGUUCUGCAUCUGUCGUAAUUUAAACUCCGAUAUUGAAUGAUGUUUGAUUUAAUGGUCUAAGAAUUCAUGUGAAAUUACACCAGUUGAAUGACCCUACAUAUGUCAAGAUCAAGUAAUCACAUGUUAGUUGUAAAGUCAUUCGCGGGACGCUGUCAAAACAUGUAGGGGCGUGUUCUGUUUCCAUGAGUGGUAUUGGCCGGCGUGAGAUUGACAUCGGCAUGUGAGGAACUUGAUAUUGUUUUAUGUCUAUUGUUGACAUUUUUUGGUUAUUCAAUCACGUUUGUUUUCUUGUACAACACUCAAUCAACUGACAAAAUGCUCUUUGAAGUAAGUCUGAAAUACUAGUAUUGCGCAUAAUACAUUUGGAUAUACUGAAUGGCUCUGGGUGAAUAGUUCAUGUUCAAGUCUCAUAUAUGUCAAAGUUGCUCAUCAACAGUCAUCAAUGAUCAUGUUACACCAAUUAAGUGUGUUUGGUGUGCAUCAUUCCACUAGGGAGGAUCAUGGAUGCGUAAUUACAAGCUAGGAGUCCAUCGGUGGCUUUGGAUUACAUUACAAAUACUAUGAAAGCCUUUUCUGUCAAUGGCUGUCCCUGUCCGCUUGAAGAACAUGCCCGAACACAUCCGGGCACAAUAUGGCUUCCCUUACCCUCAAGUGGAGCCCCGGGCUCAGAGACAGCAAUGUAUGGAUGGUAGUCAAGAAUUAUGUGAAGAUUUACAAAUGUUACAAUUUCCAAAGACGAAGGUGAUCCUUUGGGAUCACACAGUCACUGGGCCACCGGUGUACCUUCACUUUGCCCAGUACAGGAAACCCCGGAUAUGUCUAUCAGAAAAAGUGUUGCGAAUUGCUCACCGCCAGUGUAUCAGCUGUGGUCAGUCUCGGGACUGUGUCCUGAUUGGAAGCCUCAAUGUAGAUGAUGAUGGAGAUGGUAUGAUGUUCAGUAUCGACCGAUUAGACAAUCGACCUAGUAGUGCUUCCACCCUGAAGAACCUGGCACCUGGUGAUGUGAUGAUCCCCAUACUGAUGAGUGUUAAUGGCGGUUCUAGAGGUGGCAGCUCAGUGGAAGACUAUACUAAUGCACUCAAGUUACUAAAACAACGCUGUGAGAGCAAGGAGACUGUGGAUGUGUGUAACUUCCUACUCACCAAGGGCUGGUGUAACUUCUACAGUCGAGGGGACCAGUCCAUCGCUCACCUUGACUUUGAUGUUGUCACAUUAAACACAGUCAUCAAGGCAUCUCCCAUAGCACCAGUGCCCAUUGUACCUACAGCCCUGUCUAAGAACCUUUCAGGUCCAAGGAGUAUCAGCCAUGUGCAGGGAACUCCCAAGAGUGGCUACCUUACAAUGGACCACACUCGGAAACUGUUACUGGUCCUCGAAUCGGAUCCCAAAGUGCUUAAUCUUCCAGUUGUUGGCAUCUGGGUGUCCGGUGUUGCGAUGAUUCACCACCCAUUUGUGUGGGCUAGCUGUGUUCGCUACCUCCAUAACAAGGUCCUGCAAGACAGGGUGUGUAGUCCGCCGGAAGGGUUCUUAGUGGUGCUUUACAGCCCACUCCAUUCUCGGCCCGAGUUCUAUGAGUGCAACACUACCACUGGAAACAACAAGAUCAGCUUUGACCUGUAUGGUGGAUAUGAAGCAACAAACCUCAACACAAGUUCCGUGAGUCUACAGAAUGGCCUUCUGGAGUGUGAGCUGACCAGUGUCCAGCAGGGGAAGAAGCGGGAAUUGUUCGAUGCCGCCCUCACCCACUGUAAACAGCCAAUGAGUGAAGUGUGUCCCCAGACCCAGAAAGAAGAGCGUGGUACAGGUUCAGAAGAUAUUGUGCCCAGAUCAAUGCCAGCUCCACAUCAGGCCAGGAUGUUUUCAGCACAGCCAAUGGUACCCGAGGUUUCUUUGUAUUUUCCUGAUUCUCCAUCACAAAAUAUGCCAUCCACUGUUCGAUCAGAGGCUGGUAAAUCUCAUGGUCAGGGGCCUAACAAGCACUCACAAGUGCCACAAGAUUUGGUCAGGCAUAUGACGUUCAGUCCUCCUGUGACACCAAGAAAUGGUGUUGAUGCUGAUCCCUCCACUCCCAGGAGCCUUCCAGAGAUGUCACACAGUGGGAUACCCCGACCACACAAACAUGUUGCAUUUACCAGGGUGGAUGAAGAGUCUCAGCCAAACUCUAUUCCACCUUCUCAGGGUCACAGAAUGAUGAAUGGAGGUCACAGUGUUAAUAUGGGUGGUGUAAUGCAUGGACAAUACUAUCAGGGUCCCUACAUGCAAAAUGGACACCAGCAGAAUUCUGUGCCAAGUGGAUGUGAAAAUAACGUUCAGGGUUACAAUCAAGCUGAGCAGUAUAGGCAAUGUACCAAACAGGGUUUUGUUGAUCCUAGAAUGACUCAACAUGUUCAGAAUGCAUAUGUUAACCAAAGUGUCCAGGAUUUAAACAUUAACCAGAACUGUUAUCCACACAAUCAAACAAGACAUUUGAAUGGAAAUGCUCCACAGCAUUCUGUUAUACCUCCUCAUCAGUUAAAUAGUGCUCUUCCCCUCCCACAUGUACAGCAGCCCUCUCACAAGCCCCACCCUACAGCCCAGCAAACCAGCAUUCCACCUUCAGGGCCUCACCUACCCCACCAGAGCGUGCCUGUACCCCAGGGGUAUCACCCCCAGCCAACACAGCCUCCAUCUGCUCCACUCUCAGCACCUACCUCGGCUUCCAGUGUACCCACUCAAUACACACAACUCAAUAGUGCUUUUACUCCUAACCCUCACCAAGGAGGGCUUAUACCUCACCACCCCCAGCAAGCGACAGGGUAUCCUCCCCAGCAGAAUCUGCUUGGUUUUGUACCUCAGCUCCACACUUCCUAUUCAUCUAGUCGAGUUCACACAGAAAGCACUUGUAGUGGUAAAUCUAGUGAUGACAGUGGUCUUAGUGUCACACCAGACAGGUCCAACCCAUCUCCUAAAACAGGCAGCCCCAACACACCAGACAAGACCAACUCUAAUCUCCCUUCUGGGAUAGACACUAUAAACUGGGAACAGGUGCCCCCUGAGAUCUAUCAGUUGAUCCUGGCCCAGAAUGCUCAACUUCAGCAACUACAAACUCAGAUGCAGCAGCUCUUGAAACAACAGUCGCCUGUUGAGACUACGCCAACACCACACACAGUUCAAACGGAAUCUGGGAUUGGGGUGUCACCGAGUACAAGAGAGACAUGUGAAACAGCUGUCAACACAACACUGUUCUUCCCCAGCCCUGGAGAAACCACACUUCGCCAUGGUGUCCAAUCAGUGUCUCUGCAGACCAGUCCAGUAAAGACCAAAUCACCACAGUCUUCAACAAUGGUCCACCAUCAACAAGGACCAGAAUCCCAGCCCAGCAGCUCCACACAAACCCCCGUGGAGAUCCGGCACAAGGGAGCCCUACCCCUCAACAGCACACAGCGAGAUGACAAUGACCAGCAUGACAUCACACAGGGCGACCUGACAGCUGUGGUGGACAACAUCGGUCUACACAAUCAGACAGUCGAUAGUGUCCAGUCCGAGCUCAUCCUGGACAUGCCUAGCUACCAGUCUUCACCUACCAGUCGUUCGCCAAAAGACUCUGGGUCUCUUGACGGCAGCUAUCAGACAAGCCCCAUCAGUGCCAGCAUGUGUGGCCACAGCAAGGAAUCGUCUUCGCAGGGGGAGGAAGGAGAGAGUGAGGUUCUGGAUGAAGCUUACUAUGAACACUUGCUGGGCAAUAUCCGACAGUUGUUGGGUAAGCACAGUGAUAUGACAGGGGACACCAGUGAGACAACUGAUCUGCAGAUGAAGCUGCCUGACUCCACUCAAGGGGACACAAUCCUGCCCAGUCUCCCUGCCACACCCAGCAGCAAGGCCUCAGGGUCUGGCGGACCUGCACACGCACUUCUGUCUCACUUACAGUUGAGAAAUGGAGCCGACACAACCUUCAUCCCCCGCAUCAACUAUCUGUCCAUGAUGCUGGACUCUGACUCCGACACAUCCAUGGAGAUCAACGCCAUGGCUCUCAAGUACCUGAAUGAUGAACAACUCACACAGCUGGGCAAACUGAGAAAGAACUCCCUCAACCUUCCCAAACAGGUAUCCCAGAAUGCACUGCUGCGAAGAGUCCUCAUGUCAGACACCACCAUGUCCCCAGAUGUGUCACAAUAUGGUAUGUCCUCCAACAACGUUACCAUGGGAACACGGAAGUAUUUAGAGAAAUAUGGCUUGUUGAACUCCACUAAUGGUACGGCUUUAACAGAUGAAACUGUAACUUAUGAAACACUUCAGUUAAAGGUAGACUACAGUAUAGCAGCUUCCCCAGAUCGAUUAAGAGGGGACAGUCAACUCAAUGUAGCUUCCCUAGCAGGCCGCUCAAGGGACCACAGCACAGAUGUACGAAGUCCAUUAUGUGAAAGGACGAACAGAGUUGACAACUACUCUGGGUAUUCCAGUAGCAGUAAUGGGUCAAAGAGUCCUAUCAAGAAAGACUUUGUGGCAUACUCGCCGUCACCUCAAGACCCAAGAAGGCAUUAUCCAACAUCUCCAAUAAAGCGCCAUGUAUCGCCUCAACAUAUAGUCCACAGAGAAGAGGAUUCCUCACCAGGGUUACCCAAUCAUUGCAGGCGGUAUGAGGAGCCCCUGAACCAGCAUAGAUACCCUAGCACGAACACUAGUGAAUUUCAAGUGUUUAAUACAACAGAGUCAACAGACAAUAUUCUAGACAUAGAUAAACUUAGGCAAAUGCCAAAGCUGUUAUAGUAAUGGCUUAUUUUAGGUUCAAUAAAUAAAUUAUUUAGAUUAGAAAUAAUAGAAAAUAUAUUUCUCAUACUCAAAUAUAAUUGUGAUAUCUAUUAUAGUUAAUGUUUUUAUUGGCACAAUAUUAUGAUUACAUAGAUAUUUUGUCUUAGGAUAUUAUCUAAAUGAAUAGAAUCACUUCAAUACUAGGUAGACUGUACGAAGAACAUUCCUUUCAGCAUAUGGUUAGAAGUCUUUGUCAAAGUAACGAAUGAUAAAUGUAUUUGUAAGCAUUUUCUGACAAGGCCAUUGUCCAAAGAUAAAAUAUGGGCUUCCAAAACUGCUUGUAGACUAAAUGCAAACACAGUUGAAAAUCACGUUUAGGAGUUUGUGUGCUUGUUGGAUGCAAGUGUUCCUCAGACUUUUGACAUAAAUUGAUAUUCUCUCUUGUCGGAGGUGUGUGUGCAUGUGAUCAAUAUGGAAGAUGUGUGACAGAAAGGAUGUUUUAAUUGUAUAUUUUCCUUGACUGUGAUAUUUUUCUAUUCAGAUAUUAUGUGCAUUGGUACUUUGAGUGUCUUUGUGUGUUCAGUAGUUAAGGCAGUUGAAGUCCCUUCUUUCAUGAAAUUAUACAAAUGGAACAAGGAUUACUCAUGAUACACUACAUCUGAUAUCUGAAAUGAUAUUAACAAGCAGGCCUUUAGUACUUCAGUCCUAGCUCUGCCUGCUGCCACUCUAUGGAAGGCCCUGAGUUUGUCAUUUAACGUAAGUAAUACUCUUAAAUAAGGGAAAGGUGUUUUGAAAGGCUUCAUUAUUGUUGUGUUGAGAUAAGUAUUACAAUAAGUAUUACAUCGCGUCAGAUAUCAAGUAUCAGGACUUUCUGUAUCGUUGCACGUCCAGAAAAUAUGAAUGUUUAAGUCACAAUUCACUGAAGAAUGUUUGUUUUUGAACUGCCACAUUGACAAUUUUGAUAAAGUAUGUUCAUAGUUUUGAGAUGGUUCUCACAUGUUCAACGAAUGUCAGCGAUUUCCUCCAUGACUCACAGGCCAGAUAUAUGUAGAUUUGUUUUUAAAUGUUUUAUAGUUUUGUUAUGUACAUAACAUCCUAAUUUAAUAAAUUAUUUUAAUAUUA
Haliotis rufescens (red abalone) is the source of this 6045-nucleotide messenger RNA. Its product is annotated as SCL-interrupting locus protein homolog. Gene Ontology annotation, biological process: protein localization to centrosome; mitotic spindle organization; smoothened signaling pathway. The transcript has 17 exons. Gene Ontology annotation, cellular component: centriole; centrosome. The record is from RefSeq and is a predicted model, not a curated record. NCBI's taxonomy places the organism in Eukaryota, Metazoa, Mollusca, Gastropoda, Lepetellida, Haliotidae. The coding region runs from base 775 to 4941 and encodes 1388 amino acids.